Triplophysa rosa is the source of this 2434-nucleotide messenger RNA. RefSeq names its product zinc finger protein 436. NCBI's taxonomy places the organism in Eukaryota, Metazoa, Chordata, Actinopteri, Cypriniformes, Nemacheilidae. Bases 40 to 1671 code for a protein of 543 amino acids. The record is from RefSeq and is a predicted model, not a curated record. The transcript has 2 exons. Gene Ontology annotation, molecular function: RNA polymerase II cis-regulatory region sequence-specific DNA binding; DNA-binding transcription factor activity, RNA polymerase II-specific. Gene Ontology annotation, biological process: regulation of transcription by RNA polymerase II. Gene Ontology annotation, cellular component: transcription regulator complex; PcG protein complex.
CUGCGCACAAGAUUUGCCGUCUUGUGUCUGUGUGUCAAAAUGGCGAAAUUCGGUGAUUUAAAAUCCUUUCUUGAAUCUUCAUUAAAUGAAAUUUUCCGCGCGACUGUCAGCGAUAUUCUGGAUUCAGUGGAUCAAACUCUGACGGAAUAUCAGCGCAAAAUGCAGCGAAUUGAGUCUGAAAAUGAAGAUUUGAGAAAGCGACUGUGUGCAAAAGUGGAAACGACAAAGCGCGUCAAAACAGAGAACGAAGAGGAUGCUGUGGCUCAGUUAACUGAAGAUCUGUAUCCAGCCACACAUAUAAGUGAACCCAGACAUCAAACUAAGAUCACCAGAGAUUUACAGACCAACAGAUCACAAAGCCCACAGCAGCUUAACAAAGACUGUUCCCCAAGUACACGUGUAACUCUAAAGCCUGACCCUGAUGCUGAGGACAGCUGUGCAGUUGACCUGUCCAUGUCUCACACUUCACCUAAACACACAUAUAAAGAUAUUGAAACUGAGCAAGAUGCGGAAGGUUGCGUUGAUUUUAAAUGUCCUCGGGAGAUGCCCGGUGACUACGACAGUAACGUUAAAGUCACCAUAGUGUCAGAUGAGAUGUAUUGUGUUGGUGAGGAUGAUGACCACAGAGCAGAUGCUCAUUCAGAGGAUGAAGCACGGGAUCUGUAUGAGACAGAACCACGGAGUCCAGAUGUAUUUUCAGAGGAAGGGUUUUCUGGGAUAUUCCAGGUGACAGAAUCUCCACCAAAAUCGCAAGCAUUCACACUGAAUUCGAGUUACAAUUGCAGUCAGUGCAAUAAGAGCUUCAAGCAUGAAGCGUCACUCAACAUUCACCUGAGAGCUCACUUGAGCAGCGAGAAGCCGCUCAUCUGUAGCUAUUGUGGAAAGGGUUUCGACCGAGCCGAUAUCUUUAAAAACCAUCUGCGCACGCACACUGGAGAAAGACCCUUCGCCUGCGACCUGUGCGGCAAGAGCUACGGCCAUCAGAGCCAGCUGCGCAUACACAAGAGGAUUCACACGGGCGAGAGGCCGUACUGUUGUUCGUACUGCGGAAAGCGCUUCAACGAACACAAUCAACUCAAAGUCCAUUUACGAACCCACACGGGCGAAAGGCCAUACAGCUGCAGCGUGUGCGCUAAGACCUUUUCCAACGCUGGCAAUCUCAAGAGUCAUCUGAGGGUCCACACCGGGGAGAAGCCGUACAGCUGCGGCCAGUGCGGCAAGAGCUUCAAUGGAAUGGGAGACCUUAAAACUCACUUCAGGAUCCACACGGGCGAAAAGCCGUACCAGUGUGAACUGUGUACAAAGACGUUCAGCCAGGCCGGACAUCUGACCAUCCACAAGCGCAUGCACACCGGAGAGAGGCCGUACAGCUGCGACGAGUGCGGCAAGCGCUUCACUGUGGCCAGCAGUCUGAAACUGCACCAGUUAACUCACACCGGAGAAAAACUACACAACUGCUCGCAUUGCGACAAGAGCUUCAGCAGAGCGUGUCACCUGAAGAGACACGAGCUGGUCCACACCAAAGAGAAGCUCUACUCCUGUUCGCACUGCGGCAAAAGAUACAGCGACCAGUCUUCAAUGAAGAAACACCAAAAACAACACAACGCAGACAACACGGAAACACAGCAAUGUGAAGACGGUCGCAACGCUGCUCAAAAUCUAACAGAAUAGACACCAGUAAUCAUCGUAAUGAACUCGAAAACAUGUUGUGAUAACAGUAACAAAUAUAUGACAUGUGUACAUACACCGUGAUCCUGCUUCCUCUAGCAGUAAUAUUUGUUGUAAUAUUUCAUUGAGGAUUACACAACACACAAUGAAAUUAGGAGGGAUUUAUGUUGGCACUGUUUUAAUAAUCAUGAUGAUUGAUUCGCUAAUAUUUCCAUAGAUAAUAUAAGCAGAGUUUGUAAUUAAAUCAGCUAUAACAUAAUUUAUUUGUGGCAUCCUAAUGUGUGCAUGGCAUGCUACACAUCUAAAACAAUGAGGACUGUAAAUGAACAUUCAGUACUACAGGUCUCUUAGCAGAAUGAAGAACAAACAAGAUACCAUAACAGUUAUCUUUUCAUGACGGAUGUUAAUGAGGUUUCAUUAUAAUCAACAAUAAAUCCCAUUUAUGCUGCACAAUACAAAUGUCUUCAGUGUAUUCUUGAUUAUUAAUGUUGAUUAUUAUUAUUGUUGUUGAUGUAUUCGUGUCGUGGCUACAACAAGGUAUUCAGGCAAAACUGUGAUUUUUGGUGAAUACUUUGGUUAAUGGUGAUCUUCACACACUGUGUUGAUGUAUGAUAUUGUAAUUAAGGUCCUAUUUAUUGAGUGAAGAGCAGCCUGUUAGUUGUCUAUAAAUUAUGCAAAAUAUAAUUGAGAUUAAAGUUGGCGUAAGCUGUUUAGGUUUGUGUGUUUAUUGUUUUAAUGUUUGUGAAUACAUACUCGCAUACAUAUA